This is a messenger RNA of Blastomyces gilchristii SLH14081, 2108 nucleotides long. RefSeq names its product D-3-phosphoglycerate dehydrogenase 2. The coding region runs from base 229 to 1644 and encodes 471 amino acids. The transcript is spliced from 7 exons. Gene Ontology annotation, molecular function: NAD binding; oxidoreductase activity, acting on the CH-OH group of donors, NAD or NADP as acceptor. Lineage: Eukaryota; Fungi; Ascomycota; Eurotiomycetes; Onygenales; Ajellomycetaceae. The record is from RefSeq and is a predicted model, not a curated record.
UGUGACUCAGACUGGCAAGCAAGUAUCCCUGCUGUUCAGAGUGGGCAGAAAACUAUAAAAGAGAGGUCGGUCCAUUCUAUUCACCGAGAGCAAAAGUUUCUUUUCCAUUGCAUCAUUUUUUGAUCAUUUUUUUUUUUUUUUUAUAGUUUUUCGCCGAUCAACAAGCGGAACAAACCUCUCUGUGCAAGCCCACUCCAAUUGUCCCAAGAACAACUAAAUCAACUCCCCAUGAUGUCCGCCGCAAGAGACAUAAGAGCUCCCCCGGAGGGACACGUUCGUCGUGUUUCCCGCAGCUUCAGCUUUUCCACCUCCCCCUCCGCAGUGUUCUACUCCUCACCAUCCAGUCAUCCCACCGCGCAAGCCACAAGCACCGCAGCCCUCAAGCCAUUGAAACCCUUUGCGACUGAGGAUAUCAAAAUUUUGCUUCUGGAAAAUGUAAACCAGACCGGAAGGGAUAUUCUGCGAGAACAGGGCUACCAGGUCGAGCACCUGAAGUCUUCGUUACCGGAGGAUGAGCUGAUUGAAAAGAUUCGGGAUGUGCACGUCAUUGGCAUACGGUCCAAGACCAAGCUAACGGAGCGGGUACUCAAAGAGGCGCGCAACCUCAUCGCCAUCGGCUGCUUCUGCAUCGGCACGAACCAGGUCGACCUCCAGUAUGCCGCGACGCAUGGCAUGGCAGUUUUCAACUCACCCUUCAGCAACUCGCGCAGCGUGGCGGAGUUGGUGAUUGGCGAGAUCAUUUCGCUGGCUCGACAGCUGUGUGACCGCUCGAGCGAGAUGCAUAAUGGGAUGUGGAAUAAGGUGAGCAAUAAGUGCUGGGAGGUGCGCGGGAAGACGCUUGGCAUCGUCGGAUAUGGUCAUAUUGGCUCUCAAUUGUCCGUCCUCGCAGACGCGAUGGGUAUGAACGUGAUAUACUACGACGUUGUCAAUCUGAUGGCAAUGGGAACAGCACGACAAGUGCCGACCUUACAAGCCCUGCUCAGGGAGGCAGACUUCGUAACGCUACACGUACCCGAGCUACCGGAGACGAAGAACAUGAUCAGCGCAGAACAAUUCAGCCAGAUGAAAUACGGAAGCUACCUCAUCAACGCCAGCCGCGGGAGCGUCGUCGACAUCCCCGCUCUAAUACAGGCGAUGCGCGAGGGCAAAAUCGCCGGCGCGGCGCUGGAUGUCUACCCCAACGAACCCGCGGGCAAUGGGGACUAUUUCAACAAUGACCUUAACAAGUGGGGUACGGAUUUGAGGGGCUUGAAGAACCUGAUCCUCACGCCUCAUAUUGGCGGGAGUACCGAGGAGGCGCAGAGCGCGAUUGGCAUUGAAGUUGCUGAGGCCCUGGUGCGCUAUGUAAAUGAAGGUGUGACUCUGGGGGCUGUCAAUAUGCCCGAGGUGAAACUGCGGUCCUUGACGAUGGACGAGCCUGACCAUGGCCGGGUCAUUUUCAUUCAUCAAAAUAUCCCCGGUGUACUGCGGGAAGUAAACGAAAUCCUAAGCGACCACAACGUAGAUAAACAAAUGACAGAUAGUCGCGGUGAUGUCGCAUAUCUGAUGGCCGACAUCAGCGACGUCCAUACCAGCGAUAUCAAGGAACUUUAUAAAAGGCUCGAGGGCUUACCCUCUCGAAUUAUGACCCGAAUCUUAUAUUAAGUGCACCACCCUGAUUUUACCUAACUACCUAACUUCCUACCUACCUACCUACCUACCUACUCAACGACAUUUAGGCACAGGCUGUGUUUGUGUAUCGACCAGCCAGCAGACUCACCACUAGAUAUACGAUUUUAUAUUUCUUCAUCACGUACGUCUCUCAACAGACAAAAAACUCUUUGCCCCAUUUUUUGGCGUUGGUAUCGGGACGGUUGUAUUGUUUCAAAAGUGAAGGCUCUGGAAACAAUUUUCAAAGAUGACGGGAUACGAAGAUUUACCUGUCUGUCAUUGGGAUAGGGCCGGGUAAUUUACAUGUUUCCAUCUGUUCUCUGUCCACCAUGAAUGUCUGAUCAAUGAUAUUUCCGAAUCACUCGUUCGUUAGAAGUAAUAAUAUAUAUGCAUAUUUCCCUACCUCAUGCAUUAUAAACAAAAGUAAUAAUAAGUCAUUGACUACGGAGUCCUUCGAA